Molecule: messenger RNA, 1431 nt
Organism: Leucoraja erinaceus (little skate)
Lineage: Eukaryota; Metazoa; Chordata; Chondrichthyes; Rajiformes; Rajidae
Product: actin filament-associated protein 1-like 1
Exons: 8
Coding region: 207-1334 (375 amino acids)
Biological process (GO): inflammatory response; positive regulation of interleukin-8 production; positive regulation of epidermal growth factor receptor signaling pathway
Cellular component (GO): cytosol
Molecular function (GO): SH3 domain binding; SH2 domain binding
Source: RefSeq, a predicted model, not a curated record
UCAGCUGCACAGACAUGGUGGUCUCCAGGGUGGCCUUGUGAUGCUGCAGGUUCUCAACAUGACAGCUCUUGAGGGCGGCACGUUGGCCCAGCGGGUAGAGCUGCACCAGGGACCCGGGUUCCAUCUUGACCUCGGCUGCUGUCUGUGUGGAGUUUGUGCGUUCUCCCCCUCCACGUUGCUGCCUCUGCUCUCCAGGCUCGCUGCCUAUGUGGAGUUUGCACGUUGCUCCCUCUCACUGCGGGGACUGUGUUCCACGUUGCUGCCUCUGCUCUGCAGGCUCGCUGCGGGUUCUGGUGAGGGGCAGCUGGCAGAUGUUGUGGUGCCGGCUCGACGGUCCGCUGCUGCUGAUGUACGGGGCACCCAGAGGCAGCGGCGCGCUGCAACACUCCAUCGACCUGCGAGGCUGCACGCUGCGGGCACACACAUGCAGCCUGAGCAUCGCCCGUCAGGACAGGGAACUGGCAUUGCUGCAGGCCGUCUCGCUGGAGGAGAGGGGGCGCUGGCUGCGGCUGCUCUCGGCAGCGGGUGGAGCUGAUGCAGACCCCGACCCGGACCCGGACCAUGCCUACGAGGACCCGUCCCUUGCAACCGGAGCGUGGAAUGGUGCCGGCAAUGGACCCGUCAGUGGGUUGCUGCAGCGGAGAGUCACAACACCCAACGCCUACAUGGAUGACCCGUUUGGCCAAGUGUCCGUCCAGCCUACCCCAGGGGACGGAGACAGAGACAGUGACAGAGACGGUGACGGCAGCCCUUCACCCCAACAGCAGAGGCUGGCUCUGCCCAACCAGCAGCUGGGAGACCAAGAAGGCACCAGAUUUGCGGAGAAUUACCAGCGCAACACCAACAGCAGCCAGGGGGCGAGGUACAACACCCUGCCCAGUGCCAGAUUUCUAACAUCUUGGGGUGAAUUGGAAAGGAAAGCACCUGAAGAUGAAAGAGCAGCUGCCCGGGACCAAUCCACACAGACAGACAAGAAAGACUUCAAAGCAGCGAUGGAUCCAUUGCCUGAACGGAAGGCGUUGCCACGUCUGGAGGAGAAGAUGCGUCGCCUGGAGCAGGCGGUGCUCCGGGCCAAGGAGAGGGUGAAGUCCGGCUCCGAGCUCAACCUGCUCUCGCUCAGCAAGACCUUCAAACGCGCCUCCUGUGGGCACAGCCUGGCGCUGUUCUCCUCCAGCUCUGAGACGGCCGACCCAGAGGUUGCGAUCGUGAGUCCGAUCCUGAGGCGCACGGCAUCUGCCAAAUGCAGCCUGAGACGGGCACCCUCGGUUCUGGGCGUUGAGAGGGGCAGAGUGCUUCAGAAAACAAAGGAAUGGGAGAUGAAGUCCUCAGUGUAAAGGACAUGGAAAGGGAUGUCCGAGUCUUCAGCCAGGAGUGAUCUCGUGGAGUGUGGACACGCUGCUCCGUGAGACUCUGCGCUCUCAGUGGUGCAAU